ACAAAUCAGAUGGAGGAUAGGACCCGAUGUCGAUCAGGAUAGCCUCGCAGACGGCAGUUGAUUGAAUAGUUCUUUUGAUGAAGAGAAGAGCCUCUAACUUGGUGUCGCAGGUACCUAUAACUGCGACAGUGGGUGGCAUUGUUAAAGCAGAUCAGGUCUGGGAGACCUUGGCCCAACACGUUUGACGAUAUGGAGCCUGGGCCUUGCCUCGGAUUAUGUCAUACAUGUGGAUGCGAGACGGAGCUCGUGGAAAAAGUGCGGGGCACUAUUCUCGUCAGAGGUCCACAACUUGAAUGACGGAGAAAGUGACCUCGAAGCGACAGCAAGUGCUGGAGCGGCUGAGAGAUAACAUCAGCCGAGGGGUGGCGAUUGUGGGCGGAGGUGCAGGGGUUGGGCUCAGUGCAAAGAUACAAGAGGCGGGGGGAAUUGACCUCAUCAUCCUAUACAACUCGGGUCGUUAUCGGAUGGCUGGUAGAGGAUCCUUGGCGGGUCUGAUGCCUUACGGCGACGCGAAUGCCAUCAUGCUUGAAAUGGCCCGUGAAACUCUGACUAUCGUGAAAGAUACAGCGGUCUUAGCGGGGAUAUGCGGAACAGAUCCAUUUCGGGAUAUGUCACAGCUCCUGAAGGAGGUCAAAGACUUGGGCUUUACCGGAGUUCAAAACUUCCCUACAGUUGGCCUCAUUGACGGUGUAUUUCGACAGAACCUGGAGGAAACAGGAAUGAGCUAUGAGAAGGAAGUUGAAAUGAUCCGAAUGGCACACGAAUUCGAUCUGCUGACAACACCAUAUGUCUUCAACGUCGACGAGGCCGAACGAAUGGUGAGGGCGGGAGCUGAUGUCAUCGUAGCUCACAUGGGCCUCACGACGAGCGGUACGAUUGGUGCCAAAACUGCGUUGACCCUCGAUGAUUGUGUGGUCCGGGUUAAGAGGAUUCUGGAUGCAGCUGUGCAAAUCAGACCAGAAAUCCUAGUUCUUUGCCAUGGCGGUCCCAUUGCCACCCCAUCAGACGCAAAAUAUGUCAUUGAAAGGGUUCCGGGCAUUCAUGGUUUCUUUGGUGCUAGUUCGCUCGAGCGGCUGCCAGUCGAAUCUGCUAUGAAAGAGGUUGCACAAGAAUUUAAAGCAAUCCGUCUGCCUGCCCGCCUGUAAAAUACACAACGAGCGUAUGAUAUGCGCCAUAUACCGUUGUCAACCUAUGAUUGAGGUGGCUGUUGACAGGGGAUAUAAGCUGGUAGUUGGUACCUGCGACACUACCGUACUGAUAGCACGAGUUCAGACAGCUGAAAAACGAUCCAGUGUAUAUCAGAUAUACCAUGGUCAUAAAUGCAGAUUGACAGACCAAUAUACUUAUAACCACUGAAAUCGAAUCAGGGCCAAGUUCAGUAGUGGCUACUUAUAGAGACGCGACUUGUAGAAUCAACAAGG
Molecule: messenger RNA, 1421 nt
Organism: Suillus bovinus
Lineage: Eukaryota; Fungi; Basidiomycota; Agaricomycetes; Boletales; Suillaceae
Product: TIM-barrel-protein domain-containing protein
Exons: 3
Coding region: 294-1145 (283 amino acids)
Molecular function (GO): catalytic activity
Source: RefSeq, a predicted model, not a curated record